Messenger RNA from Agrilus planipennis (emerald ash borer), 3943 nucleotides. RefSeq lists its product as uncharacterized. Lineage: Eukaryota; Metazoa; Arthropoda; Insecta; Coleoptera; Buprestidae. Gene Ontology annotation, cellular component: cytoskeleton. Gene Ontology annotation, molecular function: protein binding. The coding region runs from base 304 to 3777 and encodes 1157 amino acids. The record is from RefSeq and is a predicted model, not a curated record. The transcript has 6 exons.
UUUGAGAGAAAAAGGAAAACAUUCGGAAGUAACAGAAGAUGUAAAUGUACCAAACGUAUUAAUCAUUUAUGAAUAUACUACGAUACAUAAUUUCCGUUUUUGAGCUUCACCAUACACACGAGUUUUAAAAAAUGUUCGAAACGUGUUCCGUUACUACCGAAUUUUUCUCUAUCUCUCUUGAUCUCUUGAUUCUUUUGCAGUCAUACAAACAAGACGACAACGUACGAAAAUCCGUCUGUAAAAAGUCACGAACCACUCACAUGUCCGGAACCGCGAAUCAUUACCUUAGAAAGGUCUCCGCAAAUGGGGUUCGGGUUUGUUGCGGGCUCUGAAAAGCCGGUGGUUGUUAGGUUCGUUACAGACGGCGGACCCAGCGUUAACAAGCUUCUUCCAGGAGACCAGAUCCUCGCAGUAAACGGGGAAGACGUGAAGGCAGCUCCCAGGGAACACGUUAUUUCGUUGGUGAGAGCUUGUUCGUCAACCGUAACUUUGAAAGUAUGUCAACCUGCCGAACAGACUGGUAUCAGAAAGUCCACUUUGCUUUCCGCGAGCAAACGUGCAAGACUUAAAAGCAAACCGCCUAGGGUCAGGUUUGCCGAAAGUGUUUGCGUCAACGGCGCGCCCUUGUUUCCACCGUCUGCGUUUUCUCUAAGCGACGUUUGUGUUCCUCCGAUGGCCAACGUGCUCAAGGUUUUCCUCGAGAAUGGCCAGACCAAAUCGUUCAAGUACGACGCGUGGACAACGGUCAAAGAUGUGGUCACGUCUCUCCAAAACAAACUUUGCAUACAAGCCACCGAACACUUCAGUCUGGUCGUUGAACACAUCAAAUCGCUCAGGCGGAACAAACUGACUCUUCUAGAUCCCAACGACACGUUAGCCAGGGUUUGUAUCGCCGCUAAACCGGGUGCACACAAACUGCGAUGCUUGUUUCGGAUAGCGUUCGUGCCUUCGUCUCCAGCCACGCUUGCGCAAAAAGACUUAGCCGGUCUGGACUAUCUCUACGCCCAAUGUUGCAACGACGUGACCCAGGAGAGGUUCGCCCCCGAGCUGCAGUACGACACGGCUCUGCAACUGGCCGCACUCCAUAUCUACCAACAUUCCAUAGCUCAUAAUGUGCCUCUUUCAAAACUCACGAUAAAGAAUGUGGAUCAUUUCUUGUCUAGAAAAGAAUUUGGUUUAGAACGGUUCGUACCGGCGUCCCUUUUGGAAAACAUGAAACGCAAAGAGGUUCACAAGUUUCUAGCUCAUUUCCUCAAAUUGCACUCGAAUAUGGCCGGUUCCGGUAAACCCUUGACCGCUCUUCAGGCUAAACUUCACUAUUUGGACUUGGUCAGCCAACUGCCGAGCUAUGGAGCCAAGUGUUUCUCCGCCGGGCCGAGAGGUGACUCGCUGGAAAGAGUGAUAUUGGUCAGUCCGAAAUUCGGGCUCAGUCAGAUAAUCGGAGCCAGAAGCACCGUACCAGUUCCUAUAGCAAAUAUAGAAGACAUAAAGCGCAUCCAGGUCAAGACUGACGACGAACUCACUCGGACUGUUCUGGUACAACUCGAGAACGACAAGGUGGUUACCAUAGCACUAGAGGAGCGUGACGCUUCUGAACUGGUACUAGUUCUAAGAGGUUAUUAUCACAUCAUGGCCGGAAAAGUUCUUCCUGUCGAACAAGAAGAAGUUCCGCGAAUGGAAGACCUCGCACCUCCGUAUCUGUCCCAGCAUCGCGUGAUCCCAGAGAAAUGGAGCUACAUAACUCAGAAUCAAAUAAAGGCGAUGUGCUUCGCUAUGCACCCCAUCUACAAGAACAUCAACCACAAGACGAACGGUCUGUAUAAUACAGUCGGUCGUCAGAGCAAACCGCCCUUCAUGACCGGCUUGAGUCUCGACAGCAACAUGAACAACACCCUGGCGAGCAACAGGAACCACGAAAGACUCAAGAACCACUUCGUCAGAGACAAGUCGAACUCGUACGAUUUGCAGAGCGUCACGUCGCUGGAAGUAUUGGAAGGCGGCGUCGUCGAGGCCAAAAACGAAGAGGUACUGCGAAGAGUAAGGGAAAUGCAUCAGCUGGUCGAAAAUUCGGAAAAAUACCUGAACGAGCAAGAACAAUACAAUCAACUGAAUUCGGAAUCGGAAUGGCAAGAAACGAGCGUGGAUUUCGACAGUGAUCUCGACGGUCACGAUGACGCUCCCGGAACCUUGAAACACAGCGACUCGCUCCUACUGCUGAUACAGGGACGAAAACAGGCGGUCAACAAACAAUGCAUGAACGCUGCCAUAGAGUUACUCCGAUCUGAAUUGAACCAGUCGGAAAGCGAUAACGAUUCCAUCGGAACGCCCAACAACUCACCAGUGCACAAGAUGAGCAAGCUCGGAGGAGGAGAGAAACAGAACAGGCAACAGGAGAGGUUCAGUUUCGGUCUGCGUAGUCCCGAGGACGUCAAAACCACCAAAGACGAAGACCUGAAAGCGUACCUCCAAAAGCUCAAGAACUCUAACGCCGAUUCCAUGGAUUCCGACACCGAAAACCUGGCAAGUUUGUACGAUUUCGAUCCGGAUAUCACCGAUCUGACCCUCAUACCACCACCAGCAACUCCAGACGAACUGGACAGUGCCUUAAUGAUCGUGAACCAGCCGCCGACCUCGUUUGCCGACUCGUUGGAAAACAUCAACAGGAUCGACGACAAAACGUUCGAUCUCGAAGCGUUCCUGGCCAACGUCACGGUACCACCGCCCACCCAAAAGCUCACCCCCGCCGUCGAACUCACCCCCGAAGAGAUCAUGUCCUUUAUCAUACCACCUCCACCGAGCCUUAAAGCCAGUUUCGAAAACCUGACAAUAAACAACAGCAGAGAUUACCAAAGUCUACCUCCGAAUUUCGAACAGCAACAGUCGCUCCCUCAGCAGAGAAAAGAGAACGGAGACCACUGCCCUAGACAAAACGUCAUAGAAUACGCCACGGUAGAUAGAAAAGGACCUUUCUCCUGCUGCAGUCGGGCCAAAACCAGCAAAACCAACGAACUGUCAGAAGAAGAACAAGCCAAAGAAACGUCUCAACCGCCUCCUCCUCCCAGAAGAGGAUCGGAAGAAAAGCCUCCCGAUAGACCACCCAAACCGACAACUCCCGAAAGGCAACGUUCGCAUUCUCUGUCGUCUGCAUCUUUCAAACUCCAAAACGAACCAGCUCCGACGCUACCUCCGAGAACCGAGAAUUCUCAAGCACCUCCUCAUUUGUUUCUACCGCCCAAGAAACCCCCCUUGCCUCCGAUACCACCGCUGGAAGUAUUAAGAAGCAGGAUACUGGCAAGCGCGGAAUCCAAAAACAAUUCGGAACGACGAACAGCUUGCAUCGGCUCCCCGCAUCUUCAGAGGAACAAGCACUGCUACAGCGAUCUGGAAAUCAGUUUGGGAUUGAAAGAGGAAAGGGCAGCCGUUAGUACUCCGACGUCUCCCUUUUUGGGCAGGGGAUCGCAACUCACCAUCGUUCCCAUCAGCUCACCGGAGAGUCCGAAAAUAUUGCAAAGUAACGGGUUACAUUCGCCGAAAAUCGGGAACGGAAACGUCUGCAUGAAAGAACGGGAACGGGACAGAGGGGAAACAAUUGUACAAAACGGUUGUACGUCGACCAACGGGAGUCUUCUAAACAAGACAGACGUGGCAAUGACGAGCCUUCUAGACAGGAUCAACCAAAUCGCCAACCAAUGUAACGCUGCCCAGGUCCAUGGAGGAGGGAAGAUGAUGUGCGAAGAUAAAUUUCAGGUAAGUGCACUAACUUUUCAGACUUCCUAGCCAGUGACGGCUGACGCAUAGAGUGAUAAAGAUACAGCCCCUUUUUCACUUUAUUUUUCUGCUUUACUCGUUGCUUCUUUGGUCAGUUUUCUCCCUGUGCCCACGAGCCGUCACUGUCAUUAUUUUCCUUUCCAGGUUAAGGGUUUUCCUUUCCUUGGAUUCCCCC